Molecule: messenger RNA, 1431 nt
Organism: Colletotrichum karsti
Lineage: Eukaryota; Fungi; Ascomycota; Sordariomycetes; Glomerellales; Glomerellaceae
Exons: 2
Coding region: 1-1431 (476 amino acids)
Source: RefSeq, a predicted model, not a curated record
AUGUCUCCGAGAGAUUGGGAGGCUAAGAAGGAGAUCAUUCGUCGCCUCUACUUGAUCGAGAACCUUCCUUUGAAGGAACUCAUAGACAUGAUGAGGCGAAUGCAUGGUUUUCAUGCGACGGAAAGAAUGUACAAACGCCAGUUUGUGAAGUGGGGUUGGAAGAAGUACAACACCAAAGGUCUUCAGGACGGUCUAGUUGAGCGACCGCCCGGCAAGGCCACUUGCCGAAGGCCACCUCGGGGACGUAUGAUACGCUUCUCCGCCAGCAAUAUCGACAUAUUAUACUUCGCAUCGAAUAUGCCGGUGAUGUUGAAUCACGGAUCCAACCUCGACCGGAUGAAACAUGCGAUCCUCACCAGCCAACGCGAUCUCAUAUACGGCACCUUGCGACGCGAUCCCGAGUGGACGACACGCGAUAGGCUCAACAUAUGCAAAACUUCUGGAGACCUUGUCAUAGAGACGACGUGGGUAGCCAAUAACCUGUUCAUGGUUGGAGAUCUUCAAAAAGCAGGCGCGGUCUUCCGACAGGUGUUUCGUUCGCUCGAAACUGUUAUUGACGAUGAGCCGAUAACCUUCUUCGAGCCAUUGCUCCUCGACAUGCCCUACCAUAUCAAAGAUUACGAGCUGCGCGUAGCCUAUCUUCGUCACCUGUGGCAACUUCUGGACUUGAAAAGACCCGGAGAGCCCGUUACCCUGAUCGCCGCAAUGAUGAGCAAGCUCGAAGCAGAAGAAGAUAAAUAUUUCUAUCAUACCACGGAAGAAAUGCACAGAGUCAAGAGAGAUCUCUACAUAGAAGCUCUCGGCGAGGACGACUUGCGCAGCAUUCACUCGGAAAGGGAACUUCUCGGUGUUGAAGAUCAUAACGACGACAGCUUACGACGAUGCGAACGCAUUUUCAGAAACUACGAGCUAUUAUUGGCCCGUACUAUUGACCAAUUCGGUCAAUUCUCGGCCGAAGCAUUCGAUGUGGAGCUUAAGCAAAUUGCGGCAGCAUCAUUGCUGGCUCCUUUAUUCGGUUUGGCCAUGGGGCUCUACGACAAGUAUCUCGACAGGGUCCGAUCUGCAACCGGUGAUAAGUCGAUUGAUGAAUGGGAACAUGCUGUCUUGGAUCAGUACUCAAAUAUCAAUUAUCGCAUUGGUUCAUUUCAAACCAAAUCGGGGAACGUGGAAGCCGGUAUAACGGCUUUCAACAAAUCCAUUACAGCCGCGUUAUACGCAAUGGCAACAGUGAAUGACGAAAGUAUUAGACUCGACUACGCUUGCGAUAUCCUGUACACUCGUUAUGAACUGGUAGAAGCUCUUGAUAAGUGCGGCAGGAAUGGGGAGGCGGACGAAGUAAGGGCCGCCAUUGCAUCGUCAGAGUACCUAGAGGCGGUAAUGCAGGAUGACUUGGGAGAGAACUUCGAGGAAUACGUAAGCUUGCUAUGUUAG